This is a messenger RNA of Cydia amplana, 1173 nucleotides long. RefSeq names its product guanine nucleotide-binding protein subunit beta-like protein 1. The transcript has 2 exons. The record is from RefSeq and is a predicted model, not a curated record. Gene Ontology annotation, molecular function: protein binding. NCBI's taxonomy places the organism in Eukaryota, Metazoa, Arthropoda, Insecta, Lepidoptera, Tortricidae. Bases 135 to 1100 code for a protein of 321 amino acids.
AACUUUUUUUUAUAUAUUUUUGUGUCAGUUUUGUGUUGUGCGUAGUUAUGGUUCAGUUACUGAUGGCUUGAUUAAUUUAUUAUUAUUUUCUUUUUAAAUUCCGACCACGUAUUUCGGUUUGAGCUUGACCAGAAAUGGCACUGUUACCUCCCGACCCAGUUUAUACCAUUCGUAAUGUUGACAACACGCCAGUAUAUUCGCUGGCAUUUAGCUUUCUUCCUGGCGGUCUGGAGAGGUUACUAGCCGGUUCGAAAAAUGGUUAUGUUUAUGCAUUCAACCUUCAGACUAACCGAGUUCAGCAGAAGAUCCACGUUGGUCAAGCUCCCAUCCUUCACCUCAUGCACACCGACAGUCAGCUCAUCACCCAAGAAAAAGGCGGCAAGUACAAAGUCUUUAACCUCACCAACACCGGCUACAAAGAAGAUGCCAUCAUCGAUAUAGACUAUCCAGGCUUUUGUAGAUUUGACGCCAACACAAAACUCGAAACACUCUAUGUACCUGAUAAAGAUUCAAAAGUUUCCAUUUAUAGCUUUGCCGGAGAAAAAAUUGGUUGCUUGGAACCAGACAGCUCAACCAAGCUAGGAGAUCCAAUGUGUUUGAAGUAUAUUGAGUUAUCAAGUGACAAGCAUUGCCUCCUAGUGGGUUACGAAGCCGGCUGGCUCCUCCUGUGGGAUCUCAACACUAGUCAAUGCAUCAGCAAGUUGCAAACGAAAGAAUGUCCCAUGUCCGUGGACUUCCAUGUUGAACAGCAAAGAGGCAUGAUCGGCAAUGCCUCGGAUGUGAUACAGAUUUUUAGUAUAGGGAGAAAAGACUCAAGCUUGGCCCACAAGACGGACAUCGCUAUCAAGAACGCUGGGGUUAAUAAAGUCCAGUCUCGCAUGGAUGGAAAGGUGUUUGUAUCGGGCGGCUGGGAUGGGCACAUCCGUAUAUUUUCCUGGUUUUCUUUGAGACAAUUAGUUGUGCUUACAGAACACCGACAAGCCAUACAAGAUGUUUGCUAUUCUUCUCAAAAGGUCUCUUUCUGGAAUGCAAACAUCAUGGCAGCGGGAGGCCUGGAUGGUGCCAUCACACUCUGGGACUUAUACAAUAAUAAGCAUUAAUUCUAUGCAUUUAUCAACGAAAUUUUACAAUAAAAUAGAUUAGACUGCCUGAUGCAAAACCUUAUAACUGAAU